Molecule: messenger RNA, 2913 nt
Organism: Manis javanica (Malayan pangolin)
Lineage: Eukaryota; Metazoa; Chordata; Mammalia; Pholidota; Manidae
Gene: TXNDC5
Product: thioredoxin domain containing 5
Biological process (GO): protein folding
Cellular component (GO): endoplasmic reticulum
Molecular function (GO): protein disulfide isomerase activity
Source: RefSeq, a predicted model, not a curated record
CUCGGCGAGAGCGCGCCCAGCCCCGCCGCGAUGCCCGCGCGCCCCGGACGCCUCCUCCCUCCGCUGCCGCGGACGCUGGCCCUGGCCGCGCUGCUGCUUCCGCUGCUGCUGGGCGAUGGCGGCGGCGGGCGCCGGGGCGCCUGGGCGCAGGAGCCGGGCGCGGGCGGGCCCCCGGAGGCGGACGGCGGGGCCGAGGAAGACCCGCACGCCAAGCACCUGUACACGGCCGACAUGUUCACGCACGGGAUCCAGAGCGCCGCGCACUUCGUCAUGUUCUUCGCGCCCUGGUGCGGACACUGCCAGCGGCUGCAGCCAACAUGGAACGACCUGGGAGACAAGUACAACAGCAUGGAAGAUGCCAAGGUCUUCGUGGCUAAAGUGGACUGCACGGCCGAGUCGGACGUGUGCUCUGCUCAGGGGGUGCGAGGAUACCCCACCUUGAAGUUUUUCAAGCCUGGCCAAGAAGCUGUGAAGUACCAGGGUCCUCGGGACUUCCAGACACUGGAGACCUGGAUGCUGCAGACCCUGAACGAGGAGCCCGCCACCCCAGAGCCAGAAGUGGAACCGCCACGAGCGCCGGAGCCGGAGCAGGGGCUGUACGAGCUCUCAGCCAGCAACUUUGAGCUGCACGUCGCACAGGGCGACCACUUUAUCAAGUUCUUCGCUCCAUGGUGUGGUCACUGCAAAGCUCUGGCUCCAACCUGGGAACAGCUGGCUCUGGGCCUUGAACAUUCUGAAACUGUCAAGAUUGGCAAGGUUGAUUGUACGCAGCACUAUGAACUCUGCUCAGGAAACCAGGUUCGGGGCUACCCUACUCUGCUCUGGUUCCGAGAUGGCAAAAAGGUUGAUCAGUACAAAGGAAAGCGGGAUUUGGAGUCGCUGAGAGAGUACGUGGAUGCACAGCUGCAGAGUACAGAGGGGGACGCCCCAGAGACCAUCAAGCCUUCCGAGGCCCCAGUGCUGGCCAUGGAGACCACGGCUGAUAAGGGCAUCGUGUUGGCGCUCACAGAAAGUAACUUCGAUGACACCAUUGCAGAAGGAAUAACCUUCAUCAAGUUUUAUGCUCCGUGGUGUGGUCAUUGUAAGAAUCUGGCUCCUACUUGGGAGGAACUCUCUAGAAAGGAAUUCCCUGGUUUGGCAGAGGUCAAGAUCGCUGAAGUGGACUGUACCGCUGAGCGGAACGUUUGCAGCAAGUACUCGGUACGAGGAUAUCCCACACUGUUGCUUUUCCGUGGAGGAGAAAAAGUCAGCGAGCACAGUGGAGGCAGAGACCUUGACUCGCUGCACCACUUUGUUCUGCGCCAGGCAAAAGAUGAACUGUAAAGACCCAGGUGGGAGUCGCCUCUACUGCCUGGCCUCCUGUGCCCAGCGCAGGAGCUAAGUCAUGUGGGUAAUGCUGAGUUUCAAACGGUGGUUUUUCAGAGAGCUGAAUGUACUCAACUUGUGGUAUCUUCUUUGUGUGUGUGUGUGCGUGUGCUUGUGUGUAUGUGUGUGUUUAAGCCAACACACUCUACUGAUUCUUUAUUAAGUUUCUCUAAGUAAACAUGUAACUCAUGAUUCCUUUGCAAACCAAAUAUUUUCAGUGGCGAUCUGUCAUCCCCUUUAACCUUCUCUUGAUGAAAUCUAAAUGGUUUCCUUUGAGACUAAAAUAGAGUUGAGGAAAAUCAAAUUGCUGGACUAUUUUUGGCUCCUGAAUGAUUUUGGUGAAAACAUCAUCGAAUGCAGAGUUUGUGAACUGCCCACGAGGUCAGGAAAGGUGGCCUUGUGGCGGUACUGAUGUUCCUCUGAUCUGAAGGUCACAGUUGACCUAUUAAUAAUGUGGUUUGUCUGUAGCCUGGAGCAGAUUUAAAAACAAAAACCCCACACCUCUGGAAGGUACCUUCAUGGCCGCUCUGGGUUUUCUGUCUCUGUUACUACUUCUCUCAUUGUGAGAGGUUAGCCAUAAUGUAUGCAGUGGUACUUUUAACACGUGCCUAAGUAAGAUAAUGCCAAUGCCAUAAUUUUAUGUGUGUGUCGAUGAUUGUCAAAUCAGUUAACUAUUCAAGGGAUACCUCCGUUUAUUUCUUGUGGGUGAAAGAGUUGAUUAGUUAUGUUAGCCAGAGUCCAUGUGAACUUUAAGACUUGAUCUCCCAUGGAAAAUGUGGACAUGGAAAGUUCCACAAGGCUUGUUCAGACUGUGCUGUUAACUCCUAGAUUCUGGCUGUAUUUGCCACCUGGGGCCGGAGGACUGGAUGAGCUAUCUCAGGUCUGGGUACCAGGGGCCCUAAGUGGAAGCAGCUUCAGACUGUGCUCCCAAGUAGUGUUGUAGAGGCUUUACCAUACUUGGUCCGCCUCUGAGGAGAUCGACGUGUUGCUGUAUGAAGAGUGGCAUUAACCUGACCUCAAGACCAAAAACUGAAGUUGGCAGAGCUGUGUCAGGGCUAAAGUAUGCCAGGCUGCUGUCGAUGCUAGCAUCUUUAUAAUUCAUGCCAUCCUGGUUAUUACAUAUUUACCAUCACCCUUGGAAAUAAGCGGCAGUGGGACUAGGCUCUCUGGAGAUAUGCACUUUACCAUUGGGUUCCUUCUUGUAAUCCGCCCUCUGUGGCUGACACUCAUCACCCCACCUCCUGUGCUCAGAGGGGUGUGAGCCCUUGGCACAGUAAUGGUGGUAGGAAUCUUAGAAAUAGACCACCUCCACCAUCUGCGGCAGAAGACAACAGAGCAGGAUCUCAACCAGCCUCUGCCUUAAAGGAAAUCUUUAUUAAUCAUGUAUGGUUCACAGAUGUUCUUUUAAAAAAUCUCAACUUUCUAAAGAAGCACAAUCCUCAAGAGUGGCUUCAGCUUUGCAUCAUGAGUCUUGUAAUAAAGAAAAUCAAAGUGGUACAAUUUGUUUACACUAUGAUACUUUCUAAAUAAACUCUUUUUUUAAAAAAA